Molecule: messenger RNA, 549 nt
Organism: Triticum turgidum subsp. durum (durum wheat)
Lineage: Eukaryota; Viridiplantae; Streptophyta; Magnoliopsida; Poales; Poaceae
Source: the annotation of a GenBank genome assembly
AUGCACCAUGAUAGUUCACCCGCCAUAGUGUACUGUGAUGUCAAGUCUGCCAAUAUCCUUCUGGACCCCGAGUUCAGAGCAAAGAUAGCUGACUUCGGGCUUGCUCGGAUUCUUCUCAAAACCGGAGAUCCUGAGUCAAUUUCUGGCAUAGGUGGUACCUUUUGCUACAUGGCACCAGAGUAUGGAUACCGGCUUAAGGUGAAUGAGAAGGUCGAUGUCUACAGCUUCGGAGUGGUCCUGUUGGAGCUCACAACGGGGAGGGUGGCAAAUGAUGGAGGCUUGGAGUACUGCUUGGCAGAAUGGGCAUGGAGACAGUAUCAAGAGUAUGGCCUGUCAAUUGAUCUUCUUGAUGAAGACAUUCGAGAUCCAGCCAACAUUGAAGAUGCAUUCGCAGUGUUUACGCUAGGUGUGAUCUGCACAGGUGGGCAGCCUUCAGUGCGGCCAUCAAUGAAGGAUGUGCUGUACGCUCUUCUCCGGUUUGAACAUAGAUCCAGGGAAAGAAGCCCGCGGCAUGUUGUCUCUGAAGAAACGUCACUUCUAGAAUCCUAG